UUUAUCAAAACCUCUUAAAUUUCUCUAUUUGUUAAGCUUUGAAAGCUUUGGACUUCUUGGGAGUUCAUCUACGAAUGAACUGGUAGAUAGCGAUCCGAGAUAAUCAAGGUCCAUCAGUGAGCAUAUGAUUGUCCUCAUCCGUGUUCUCCAGUUUUGCAAUGAAGAAAUCGCAGCCUGUAUCAUCAGUCAGAGGCAGGUCCAGUUUCACAAUGAUUGUUGCUCUCCAUCUUCCUCCCAUGGUCUUGAACUUCUCCCUCCCUUCGUCGUUGGAGCUUUCCAAGUCCUCGUGGCCCAUGGUCGCCUCCUUGAACGACGCUUUGUGAGAUUUCCGCGAGAUGGAGGUCCAUCUCUGUUUCCUCCACCUUCUUCUUUGCGCAAAUCAAUCGAUUUCUCUCCGCCUCCGGCAUGCGUCUCUCUCGUUUUAGGGCAUGCCAAUGCUGCUGUUGAUCUUAGUGGUUUUAGACGCGAUCGAAAUUUUAGGAAAUGUGUUGAAAAGUAAAUAAAUAAAAUGUAGGGGGUGAAUUGCAAUUUGCUCACAUGUUGGAAAGCGAAAGAAUUGGCUUCGUCCUUGCCUUGCCGUCUGAUCUCGUCCGCAGACGCCGACGGAGACCCAGCAACGGAUUCCACGCCUGCUCGCACCAACAGCCAAACGCCAACCUUUGAACCAUCGAUCCUUUCUCCAUUUCUCCUUCUGGUAUAAAUCCUCCUCUCCUUCCCCCUUCCCCUCCCCCUCUCGCCCAGAAGCUCCGUAUCUGACCACCCUGACGGAGGAGGAGGUGUAAGCGGCGACGCCAUGGUGAAGCUCUACGUGCACACGGUGCCUCCGCCGGAUCUGAACAAGAACACUGAGUGGUUCAUGUACCCCGGCGUCUGGACCACCUACAUAUUCAUCCUCUUCUUCUCCUGGCUCCUCGUCCUCUCCUUCUUCGGCUGCUCCGCUGGCAUGGCUUGGACCGUCGUCAAUCUCUUCCACUUCUCGGUCACAUAUUACUUCUUCCACUGGAAAAAGGGUACUCCGUUCGCCGAAGAUCAGGGUAUAUAUAAUAACUUGACCUGGUGGGAGCAGAUAGAUAAUGGCAAGCAACUAACACGUAACAGGAAAUUUUUGACUGUGGUACCUGUUGUCCUGUAUCUUAUAGCGUCACACACAACUGACUACCGACACCCAAUGCUAUUCCUGAAUACUCUUGCAGUGGCGGUAUUGGUGAUUGCCAAGUUCCCCAACAUGCACAAGGUCCGGAUCUUCGGAAUCAAUGGUUAACUGAUGCUGCAGCAUAUCAAUGAUGUCGGAUCUUAUUCGUCCAUCGCCAAUCAACUGAAGUCAUCGUUUAUGUUUGUCCACGGUACUAAAGUUGCAGCAAUGUUUUUUCUUGUGUCUCUGAUUUAGAUAUCUGUAAGGUGCUGACUGAGUUAGUCGAAUACGACCAUACCUAUGUUUCCUUGGAUAUAAAUCUUGCUCUCGAACUCAAUCAGGAUUAUGUAUCUGUUUCUAGUUUCUUUCCCUGAAGAAACGGAAAGAGAUUGAUUGAAUAAAAUGCCAAAAGCAUGCAGCUCUGUUAAAUUCUCA
Zingiber officinale is the source of this 1567-nucleotide messenger RNA. Its product is annotated as ORM1-like protein 3. Gene Ontology annotation, biological process: negative regulation of ceramide biosynthetic process; intracellular sphingolipid homeostasis; ceramide metabolic process. The transcript has 3 exons. Bases 794 to 1261 code for a protein of 155 amino acids. Gene Ontology annotation, cellular component: endoplasmic reticulum membrane. NCBI's taxonomy places the organism in Eukaryota, Viridiplantae, Streptophyta, Magnoliopsida, Zingiberales, Zingiberaceae. The record is from RefSeq and is a predicted model, not a curated record.